CCCAACUUGUACCAAACAUCAACAUCUCUUAACCUAAGACACCAUAUCUCGACUGACUGCAGUAGGGACAAGGAGAAACACAAGACAAGAUGCAGUCUGGAAUUUCUGCCUCCAAGGAGCUGGUCUCCCAAUUCAACGACCUCCUCGGCUCCCCAUCGACCUUUGGCCUCCUCAUCAACAUCGCCAACGAACAGCUCCAGCCCAUCCAAACCCUCACCUCCUCCCCGGGCUCCUCCUUCGCCUCCAACGUCGACACCCUCCUGACGCCCCACAUCAAAGAAAAAGAAGCUCUCUACAUCAUCCUGCGCCGCUAUGACUCGUCGCCCGCGCUGGUGGCCGUCACCUACGUGCCCGACACGGCUCCCGUGCGGCAAAAGAUGCUGUUCGCCUCGACGCGGCUGACGCUCGUGCGCGAGCUCGGGUCGGAACACUUCCGGGAAACCAUUUUCGCGACCAACGCCAAGGAGUUGACCAGCCAGGGCUUUGAGAAGCACGACGCGCAUACGGCGCUGGACGCGCCGCUGACGGAGGAGGAGAAGAGUCUGGGGGAGGUGAAGCGGGCGGAGCAGGAGGCGGGCGCGGGGACGAGUAAGCGGGAGAUUCACCUGGGGACGCAUAUGGCGAUGCCGAUGGGGGAGGAUGCGUUGGCUGCUCUCAAGGGAUUGGCGGAGGAGGGUGGUGAGGGGUUGGUGAUGCUUAAAGUCAAUCCCACAACCGAAACCAUCGAGCUCGUUCCCUCCUCUUCUUCUAAGCCAUCGUCCAUCUCCGAUCUCGUGCAAGCCAUCUCCCCCUCCGAGCCGCGCUUCACUUUCUUCCGGUACACGCACACGCACAACGGCUCCGAGGAGUCGCCCAUUCUCUUCUUUUACACCAACCCCAGCUCCAAUGGCGGGCGCGUGGCUAUCAAGCAGCGCAUGCUGUACCCGCUGAUGAAGCGGGCCGUGCUCGAGGUGGCGAGCAAGGAAGGAUUGAAUGUCGAUAAGAAGUUUGAGGUGGAGGAGCCGAGCGAGAUCACGGAGGACGGGGUGCUGGGGGAGUUGCAUCCCAAGGCGGUGCAGAGUAGGGGGUUCGCUAGGCCGAAGAGGCCUGGUGUAUACCACCUGAACAGAACGAAGCAUCAUGGGACGUUCAAAAGCAAUCGCACGCUCAAUCGCGCGGGCCAUCACCGACACCACUGGACUCGCGAAACGACGAUCCACCAACAGCAAUCCCCUUUGCCUAAUCCUGUCACUGUUCUCCCUAUCCUCCGUCCCACGCCACUCGAACACUCCUUUUUUCGUGAAGACCUCCUGACGCCUUACGUCGAAUACAUGGCCACGCACCCGCGUUCGCUCCUCGUGCGCAUCUGCGACUUCCUCGGCGCCUCGGGAUACUCGCUCGGACGCAUCUUGCGGCUUGCGCCCUCGCACCAUAUCGUCAUGGAGAAUAUCAUGUACGGCCGCGGCCAGUUCGAAGCAAAGAAGCGCGGCGGUGGCGACAACGCUGUGGACUGGGAGGAUUGGGACCUGAAGCCCACUUCGUACUUUUAUCCUGAGCGCGACAUUGCUGAUGGGGCGCUGACGAGCGAGGCUACCAAGAGCCAGUUGGCGGAUGAGUUCCAUGAUAAGAUUAGACUGAGUAAAGAACAGGCGGAUGAGUUUUUUAAGUGUUUGGAGGAGGAUACGAGGUUGUUGGCGGAGUAUGGGGCGGUGGAUUAUUCGUUGUUUUUGGUAAGGAUGCAUACUACUACUUCUACUCCCUCGGGCUCCGGCCCAGGGCAGGAACCUGAUGCUGCAGCUGCUUCUUCACCAGAAGCGGUAUCAGAGGUGGUAUUGGAAGAGGUGGCGCCGCCGACCGACGGCCCAUCGGUGCCGCCUGGUCCGCCGUCGUGGAGGACCGGGAUCGCGUCGGCGGAUGGAAAGUAUAUCUACCGAGCGUCGAUCUUGGAUUUCUUUUGGGCGAAGCAUAAGUUGCAGCCGAUGGUGAUGACGGUUUUGAUCAAGUUGUGGAAUUUGUUGAUUAGUAGACAGGGGCCGAUGAGUAUUACGACUACGCCUGAGGAGUAUAGGCAAAGGUUUUUGAAGAUGUGUAGAGGUUAUGUGGAGGUUGUUGAGGAGUCGAGUGAGUGA
Molecule: messenger RNA, 2108 nt
Organism: Neurospora hispaniola
Lineage: Eukaryota; Fungi; Ascomycota; Sordariomycetes; Sordariales; Sordariaceae
Exons: 6
Coding region: 90-2108 (672 amino acids)
Biological process (GO): actin filament depolymerization; barbed-end actin filament capping; phosphatidylinositol metabolic process
Cellular component (GO): cytoplasm; actin filament
Molecular function (GO): phosphatidylinositol kinase activity; actin monomer binding; actin filament binding
Source: RefSeq, a predicted model, not a curated record